Capsaspora owczarzaki ATCC 30864 is the source of this 1562-nucleotide messenger RNA. Its product is annotated as Sh3yl1-prov protein. The record is from RefSeq and is a predicted model, not a curated record. The transcript is spliced from 2 exons. Bases 130 to 1227 code for a protein of 365 amino acids. Gene Ontology annotation, molecular function: phosphatidylinositol binding. Lineage: Eukaryota; Filasterea; Ministeriida; Capsasporidae.
UUUUCUUGUUCUUUUUCUCGCCCCCGUUUGUUCUGCUUUUCUGUUCCGACAGCAAAAGCACAUACAUUUUUUUUAACAAAAAAAGAGCGAUUCACAUUACGUUAAAAACUAGAACGCCGUCACAAAAAAAUGCCAGCCGACUACGACGAAGAGGAGGGCCCAAUGGAAGUGCCCGAGUACCUGCACAGUAAAGCACGCGCGCAAGUGUCGUCGCUAACCGUGGGAAACCCGGUUCCGGGUGCUCCGGCAUCUGCGCUGGCCAGCAAUCGCAACACGGACGUGGGCCCGACCGCCAAGGACAACCGCGGGGGCAACUUUGUAUCCCGCAAGGUUCAACGCCACAUUGACGAGUGCUCAGACACGCUCUCACGCUUCAUUGCAGACGCUGUCGAGAACAAGGGCAACGUCGUGACCCUGUCGGCCCUGCAGGACUGCCUGGGCAUUGUCGUGCUGAUGGUCACCCGUGUCGCCGUGGGGAUCUCUGGCCGAGGAGGUCGCGGAUUUGUCAUUGCAAAGCUCCGCAACGGCAAGUGGUCGGCACCGUCGGCCGUGUCCAUGGGUGGAAUUGGUCUCGGCGUUGAGCUGGGCGGUGAGCGCACUGGCAUGGUGCUCCUCCUGCACACGCAGGAGGCGGUGGCCGCGUUCUCGCGUGGAUCGGUGAACUGCCUCGGCGGCAACUUUACUGCUGUCGCUGGCCACCACGGCAAGAACCUGGAGUCGGAUCACGCGUUUGGACGACGCUCGUCGACUGCCCAAGGCACGGAGCUGUUCACGUACAGCCACUCCAAGGGUCUGUUUAUCGGCGCCAGCUUCGAGUGGGCGCUCUUCCGCCAGUACAUCAAGGGCAACAAAGCCCUGUACCCGUCGCUCCACCCCGACGAGCGCCAGUCGUGGGAAAUCCUCGCCGGCCACGUGGCAUCACCUCCGGCGGCGAACAAGCUCUACCAGGCGCUGACGCAAGGCUCGGCGUUGGUCUCGCUCGAAACCUGGAAACGCCGCCGUGCCAGCAUGACCCCGCCCCGCAACGCGUCCACCACGCUCGCCCCGCUCUUCCUGGGCGAGGGCACGCCGCAGCGAUACGCCGUCCAGUCGGAUGCCAAUGUGCGAUAUGGCGGAACCGCGCCGACCAGCUCGCUCGUCGCCUGGCCUGGAUCGCGCCAAAUCCAAAACACGGCGGGUGUUGUCCGCAUUUCGCCGCACAAGACCGAGUAUCGCGACGACUACUAAGUUUGGUUUUGAGCACAGCAGCGGCAGCAACCUUGUGUUUGAUGUUUUGUGUGGAAAUUUUUGUUUUGGUGGUGGUUGAGCAUGCUGGUCUUUUUUUGUUUUUGUCUCCCUCCUCCGCCCUCCCACUUGAUCCCCCCAAAUCUCGUUGCACAUCACUCACAUGUAUUGCAGUACAGUACGAGACCUGGAUGCAUGCGAAGAGAGAGGGGCGUGAGUGUAUGAAUGCGUGUGCUAGCACAAAAGUUUUGUCUUUGAAAUGUAACCCGUCUUGUUUGCCGCCCUUCACUCCCAACAAAACUUCUCUUGUAUUGGAUGCACGCGUGAUGAACAAAGGA